Osmerus eperlanus (European smelt) is the source of this 1577-nucleotide messenger RNA. RefSeq lists its product as uncharacterized. The coding region runs from base 187 to 1098 and encodes 303 amino acids. The record is from RefSeq and is a predicted model, not a curated record. Lineage: Eukaryota; Metazoa; Chordata; Actinopteri; Osmeriformes; Osmeridae. The transcript is spliced from 8 exons. Gene Ontology annotation, molecular function: S-adenosylmethionine-dependent methyltransferase activity.
UGUUUACUUCCUCGUGCAACAGAAGGCUGGGAUUUAAUUGGUUCGGUUUACAUUGCGACUCGCAUGUCUCGUUAUACUUAAAUUGGUAAUCAUCUCGUUAUCGUUUAUUCUCAUGAUUUACCUCCUCAAAAGUGACACGCGGCAGUAUUUUCCCCCACAUGCUGCACACAAAUCUGUAAACAGAAAAUGAACUUUUCAGAAGCUAAAAAUGAAAUCCAACGUCUACUCUCUAGAGUUCAACGUCAAGACCUUCCCAGGUUGAUAGACUGGAUGAAAAACACAGAUGAACUGGAUGAUGCCCUGACUGAUAACCAGAAGGUCAUACUUCAGAGCAUCUCAGAGGACCUUAGAACCUGUCUGCCAAUGGAGGCAACAUUGUCCUCAGAGUCUUUGGCCGUAGAGAAGACUCAACACUGUGCCCACCCUACGGUCCAUGUGGAUGCCUUCUUAUAUGAUGAGGAGACAGUGGACACGCUUUGUGAGGAGGGCAAGAUGAGCAGGAACUACUGUCUCAGCUGUGGCUCUCAUGGGACUGCUCCCCUGGAUUUCAUCUCUCACUCUUUCUCCAUCCUGGAGCUCCAGUUCCUGUUCCAGCACGCCUUGCCCGACCUGGCAGGAAGACUUGUGGUGGAUGUUGGCUCCAGACUGGGUGCUGUUCUCUAUGGGGGGUAUCUGUACAGCUCAGCAGCUCAGCUGGUUGGGGUGGAGAUAAGUGCUGAGUUUGUCAGGCUUCAGAACAUGGCUGUGGAAAAGUAUGGCUUCAGUGAUCGAAUACAGGUCAUCCAUGCAGACAUCUGCAGUCAGGAUUCCCUCAUUCAGAAUGCAGAUGUUCUCAUCAUGAACAAUGUCUUUGAGUACUUCCUAGAGCCUAGCAAUCAACUGAAAGCGUGGAACUUUAUCGUCCACAAUUUUCGCAAGAAGGGUGCGUUACUGGUAACUGUUCCUAGCAUCCUGGAGUCACUUUCAUCUUUACAGGGAAGUGUGGACCACAGCCAAUGGGUGGAGGAGGUCCCCCUGGACUACAGCGUGUACCUGGGAAAGGACAGUGACCAGGAUGCCUAUAGAGACAUCCAUCUCUACAGGGUGCUAGGAUCAUAGACAUAAAGCUCUGACACUGGAUCUGUCAAUUGAACAGUUAAAUCAAUGAUAAAUGAUGAUGACUUGUCAGUUUUUUAUACAAAUUACCAUGGUGGUUCAGAGGCUUUACUAUGUACACUUUAAGAUUGAUAUUUCUGAGGCUGUUUUCAGCCUGUGUGGUGAUGACCAAUAUGUCACUAUAGUCCCAAGCCAAGACGAACGAAUAGGCUUUCUGUACCAGAACAGAUGGACCCCAAUGUGCCUGUUUGCGUUGUCAUGGUGCUAUGAUUAACUGACAUAAAGCCCAUGAUAUCACAUGGAUGAUGCCUGGACUGUAAUGUAGCAAAGUAACACAUCUGAAAUGUGGGCAGGCCAUCGUCUAGAUUCCAAAGAUCUGGCAACGCAUGUCAUGUUUUUUGUUUUGUUUUUUACAAAACUUGUGUAAAUGUAAAUGCAAUUUUUUGCAAAUGUCAACACUUAAUAUGCUCAAAAUGUCAACA